Messenger RNA from Aspergillus pseudonomiae, 1309 nucleotides. RefSeq lists its product as uncharacterized. Gene Ontology annotation, molecular function: L-ascorbic acid binding; iron ion binding; procollagen-proline 4-dioxygenase activity. The record is from RefSeq and is a predicted model, not a curated record. The transcript has a single exon. Bases 55 to 996 code for a protein of 313 amino acids. Gene Ontology annotation, cellular component: endoplasmic reticulum. Gene Ontology annotation, biological process: peptidyl-proline hydroxylation to 4-hydroxy-L-proline. Lineage: Eukaryota; Fungi; Ascomycota; Eurotiomycetes; Eurotiales; Aspergillaceae.
GCAUUCACGAAGAUAUGAAAGAUACUGAAGAUACUAAAGAUAUAUCUGCACGCAAUGGAUAUUCCAGAAGACUUCCUCCAAGCUCCUCCCCCUCCGACCGCGACCGUCAAGAAGCUCGACUUCACCAAAACGACUCCUCCCAUCCCCGCGUACAAGAACCAUUUCGCCGCCAUAAUCAAUAACGUUUUGACCCCAGCUGAAUGCAACCAGCUCCUUCAACUCGCCGAGCAAUCCACAAUACCCCAAGGUACAACUAACCCAAACCCAGAGAGAACUCCCUGGGACCGCGCCCUCCUGAACGUCGGCAACGGGCAACAAAUUAACGCCCCCGGCUUCCGUAACUGCGGACGUAUCUUAUAUGAUUCGCCAGAAAUUGCAGAUCGAUUACUCAAUCGACUCUUACCAUUUCUACACGAGUGCGAUAUUGUCCAAAUCUUCAACCAGCCCCUAGUGACGGGGGCUGGGCCGGCGACUCGCAGCGAGACUUUUAAGCUAACACGGCUGAACGAGAAGCUACGGUUUUUGAAAUACACGGGUGGGGAAUACUUUCGUGCGCAUACUGAUGGGUGCUACGUGACCCCGGAUGAGCGAGAGAGGUCCCUGUUCACAGUGCAUUUGUAUUUGAAUGGCGAGGGAGAGCAGGACGAGGGUGCACUCCAGAGCGCGAUCGCGAGACGGGAACGAGUCGAUGCUCGUGGUAAUGAUGGUAGUUCUGAUUGGGGAGUGGUAUUUGGAGAUGAAGAUAAGGAUGAGGGUAUGGAGUCAGAGGAAGAGGACGAAAGCCUUGAUGAUGGAAAAGAGCAACCCCUACUCGGUGGUGCCACCUCAUUUAGACUUGAGUCUUUCGCUGGGGAACGGGUGGUCAGAGUGUUUCCAAAGGCAGGCUCGGUACUGGUCUUUCAGCAGAGAGGGCUGUGCCAUGCUGGGGAUGAUGUGUUUCGGGGUGUGAAGUAUACCAUGCGGUCCGAUGUGAUGUAUGAGAAGGUCGAGAGUUGAAUCCAGACCUGAGCUUUGUUAGUAUCUCCAUAAACCUAAGGCCCAAUAUUGAACCACACCAAGAACCGCUACAUAUGAUUAGUGGACAGUGGAAAAUUUCUUCACCGGGCAGAAGAGACCUGACUUGUUAUUGAGAUUGUUCUUACUUUUCGCCUACUUAUACUAGAAACGUGGGUAUUGGGGGGGUUAAGAAGAGAAGGGCUGGUUCAGUUGCAAGCAUACCCUGGAGUAUCAGUACUCUAACAAACAGCACAGUCAUCUAUGCCUCAAUACUAAUUGCUACUCUCCCAUAGUAAACCACACGAGAUAGAUC